Prunus armeniaca (apricot) is the source of this 840-nucleotide messenger RNA. NCBI's taxonomy places the organism in Eukaryota, Viridiplantae, Streptophyta, Magnoliopsida, Rosales, Rosaceae. The record is from the annotation of a GenBank genome assembly.
AUGAAGACAGUGAGCAUGGCAAGGACCUUGCAAGACUCUUCCUCCAAGAGACACUUCCACUGGACAAACAAGGUUGGUACUGAAGAUGAUGAUCAUGUAGCGCUUCCAAGCUUCAAGUCCUCAUCCUCCUCAAAAACAACUGAUCAUGAGGAAGAGAAGAACACAGAGCAUGAUCAUCAUCCCAAACCACAACAUGGCCAUGUGGCUGCAGCAGCAGCAGCUCAUCAACUUCCAAGGAGGAAACUUCAGGCAGCCGCAGUGUCCAGGCUCCGUUCGGUUCUCACCGCCUUUGGUAAGAACCGUUCAAGCCUACCACUCGGGCUUGGACCCCGAGUGGUAGGCACCCUUUUCGGCUCUAGGCGUGGUCAUGUACAUUUUGCAUUCCAGAGGGACCCAAAUUCACAACCAGCCUUUUUGAUCGAGCUUGCCACUCCAAUCAGUGGGUUGGUUCGAGAAAUGGCAUCUGGGCUCGUUAGAAUUGCCUUGGAGUGUGACAAAGACAAAGAAGAAAUGAAAAAGAAAGACAAAGCUCUGAGGCUGCUAGAAGAGCCUGUGUGGAGAACAUUUUGCAACGGCAAGAAGUAUGGUUUUGCAAGCAGAAGAGAAUGUGGGCCCAAGGAGUGGAAGGUACUGAAAGCUGUGGAGCCAAUUUCAAUGGGGGCUGGUGUUUUGCCAGCUGCUGCAGGGAAUGAAGCUGAAGAUGGGUCCGAUGGUGAACUCAUGUACAUGAGGGCCAAGUUUGAGAGAGUUGUUGGAUCCAGAGACUCUGAGGCCUUCUACAUGAUGAACCCUGAUAGCAAUGGAGCUCCUGAACUCAGUAUCUAUUUGCUUCGAGUCUAA